Cannabis sativa is the source of this 2191-nucleotide messenger RNA. Its product is annotated as sodium/proton antiporter 1. NCBI's taxonomy places the organism in Eukaryota, Viridiplantae, Streptophyta, Magnoliopsida, Rosales, Cannabaceae. Gene Ontology annotation, cellular component: membrane. The record is from RefSeq and is a predicted model, not a curated record. Gene Ontology annotation, biological process: transmembrane transport; sodium ion transport. Bases 89 to 1816 code for a protein of 575 amino acids. Gene Ontology annotation, molecular function: antiporter activity. The transcript has 10 exons.
AAUCUUCAUAUAAAAAGGGACCAGCUCAUUGCCCCCUUCCCUUUUCUCUUCCUAAAAAUCUUCCCUUUCUCAGUGUUCAGCUCCUCCAAUGGCUUCCCUCUCUGUUGGGACCUAUUUGCUGCCAUCCCACAAGUUCAACCUACCUCCACUUUGCUCCCAUUCUUCACUUUCUCUGUCUCAAACCCACUUCUCACUUCUGUCUAAAGGUUCUUCUUUGCCUGGUCUAAGGACUCCAAGGCUGCUUGGAAAUGUGCUGCUGGCCCGAGCUGAGGAUAAGGCCAAGGACUCUUCCUCUUCUUCUUCCUUUGACACACCGUUACAGGAGUUGACACCUUCUGGAACAUGUGAUCCCUUAUGUUCGGUUGACGAAACAAGCUCAAGUGAUUUUGAAGCAAAUUACCAGCCAAAGACUGAUUUGCUGAAAGCCAUUGCAGUAGUUGCAGCAGCUGGAACAGGGGUGUUGGCAAUUAACCAUUCUUGGGUUGCGGCUAAUCAGGAUGUAGCAAUGGCAUUGUUGUUUGGAAUAGGUUAUGCUGGUAUCAUAUUUGAAGAAUCUCUAGCUUUCAAUAAAAGUGGAGUAGCAUUACUAAUGGCUGUGAGCCUGUGGGUGAUUCGAAGUAUUGGGGCUCCUUCAACUGAAGUAGCUGUUACAGAGCUAACACAUGCCUCUGCUGAAGUCAGUGAAAUAGUUUUUUUUAUACUUGGUGCAAUGACAAUUGUAGAGAUCGUUGAUGCUCAUCAAGGGUUCAAACUAGUUACAGAUAAUAUCACCACUCGUAAACCAAGAACUCUCCUCUGGGUGAUUGGCUUUGUGACCUUUUUCCUUAGUUCCGUCCUUGAUAAUUUGACAUCUACUAUUGUCAUGGUUUCUUUACUGCGGAAGCUAGUGCCUCCAUCUGAAUACCGGAAGUUUUUAGGAGCUGUUGUUGUUAUAGCUGCAAAUGCUGGUGGUGCAUGGACUCCAAUUGGUGAUGUCACCACUACCAUGUUGUGGAUACAUGGUCAGAUAUCCACAGUAGAGACAAUGAAGAGCUUGGUUAUACCUUCAGCUAUUUCUCUCGCUGUACCGCUGGCUCUUAUGUCUCUGACCAGUGAAGUAAGUGGGAGUGGCCAGGACACUCCCAAUGUUUUGGCAUCUGAACAGAUGGCUCCUCGAGGACAGCUUGUUUUCUCUGUAGGGAUUGGAGCUUUAAUUUUUGUUCCAGUAUUCAAGGCUCUAACGGGGUUGCCUCCAUACUUGGGUAUGCUGUUUGGACUGGGAGUUCUUUGGAUUCUAACUGAUGCUAUCCAUUAUGGCGAGUCUGAAAGGCAAAGGUUAAAAGUACCCCAGGCUUUGUCAAGGAUUGACACUCAAGGAGUGCUUUUCUUCCUUGGAAUUCUUCUGUCAGUUAGCAGCCUGGAAGCAGCUGGGGUUCUACGCGAAUUAGCAAAUUACCUAGAUUCUCACAUUGCAAACGCCGAACUGAUCGCCAGCGCAAUAGGAGUUGUAUCUGCAAUUAUAGACAAUGUUCCUUUGGUUGCUGCAACCAUGGGGAUGUAUGAUGUAACUUCCUUCCCUCAAGAUUCUGAAUUUUGGCAGUUGAUUGCAUUUUGUGCUGGUACUGGUGGAUCAAUGCUUAUUAUUGGGUCAGCAGCCGGAGUUGCUUUUAUGGGGAUGGAAAGAGUGGACUUCUUCUGGUACUUUCGGAAGGUGAGUGGUUUUGCUUUUGCAGGUUAUGCUGCUGGCAUUGCUGCCUAUUUAGCAGUUCAUAAUUUCCACUUAUCUCUACCAACUACUAUAGCAGAGGUUCCUUUCCUUUAUGGGUUCACACACUAAGAACCAAGCUCUGGAUGCCUCGCUAGCUUCGGACAAGGCGGUAUAUACUUCACCAAAAGAGUCAAACAAUUCUAGGCUUCUUUAAAGUUUCUUCAAAAAAAGUAAUAGAAUUAGUAAAUUGAAGUUUAUUUUGUAACUUAUGAUGGAAUAUUGCCCUAGUAGUCCAAUAGCCAACCAUGUUACUGAGCAUUCAUUAAAAUAAAGGUCAAGGGUUACUCUUUACACCGUUACACGUUUUCAUAUGCUUCAUAAAAUUGUAAGAAAGUAAGAACUGAGGUGGUGUUUGGUUUAGUAAAAUGUAAUUGUAUGGUUAUACGAAUAGUAAAGAAAUGUAAUGGUAGUAGUAAUAAGAAUACUAUUACGAUGUUUAAUUUA